AUGAUGACGAUCUCCGAUCUUUUAAAGAAACUGGUAGAAGAGAUUGUCUCUAGGGUUCCCUUGAGAGUGCUAUCAACUUGGAAAAAUUGGAACACUUUAUCCAAAAGUCAGAGCUUUGCGAAGAUGCACACUGGUGAACAAGGCGAGCUUCGGAUGGCUGUGUUGAUGGAUUAUAAUCUUUCUUUAGCAAGCGUCUUCAUCAAUGGAGAUCAACCAUCCAUAAAGCCUCAAGGAAAAGUUAGUUGCCUUGACGAACAAGUCAAAAUAUCUCAAGUCUUUCACUGCGAGGGAUUAUUGUUAUGCGUCUUGGAAGAAGACGAUACUAAAGUUGUGGUUUGUAAUCCAUAUUUAGGGCAAACAAGGUGUAUCGAAUCAAGAUAUUCUCACCGUCCAAACAGAUGGGACAGGUUUACUUACGCUCUCGGAUACGAGGAUAAGAAAUCUUGUCGUAAGCUCAAGUUCUUGAGGUUUAUAGAUAAAUAUUACAACGCAAAAGAAGACCAAUUUUUCUGGUAUGAAAUCUACGAUUUCGACUCUGGUUUAUGGAAGACACUUGAACUCAAUCCACACUGGCGUAUCUUGUUUGGCACGUGUGGUGUUUCUCUCAAGGGAAACACUUACUUGCCUGCUUCAAAAAGGAGUGCUUCAAAAAGUUACUCAGAAGACGAACUUGAAGACCUUGACGAUCACAUAAUCUGUUUUGAUUUCACAAGUGAGAGUUUUGGGCCGCUUCUACGUCUUCCUUUUGACGCUGGAGUUGAUGACUAUGUGAAUUUAUCUUGUGUUGGAGAAGAGAAGCUGGCUGUUACACUUACGCACAAUGAAGUAAAUCCAUAUGAGAUUGACGUAUGGAUCGCAACUAAGAUCGAGGCCGAGGAGGUGUUGUGGAGCAAGUUCUUGAAAGUGGAUACGGCACCUAAUUUCUAUAUGAUUCCAUGUACGGGUUUCUUCAUUGACGAGGAGAAGAAAGUUGUCAUGGGUUUUGCAGAAGACCGUCACAAAACGUUUAACAUUCUUGGAGAGGAUGGAUACUUUAGAAAAUUGGAUUUCGGAGAACGUGCCUAUAGAAACUGUAGGCCACAAGCAUGCUCUUAUGUUCCAAGUUUAAUGCAGGUCAAGCAACCUCUUGCUUCAGGAGGCCAAAGCAAACAACAAAGCGACUUAGAGAAGCGUCGAUAUGAUCAAAACAUGUCGAGACUUCUAGCACUAGAAGAAAAGCGAGCCGAGGAGGAAGAAAGGAGAAACUGA
Molecule: messenger RNA, 1248 nt
Organism: Microthlaspi erraticum
Lineage: Eukaryota; Viridiplantae; Streptophyta; Magnoliopsida; Brassicales; Brassicaceae
Source: the annotation of a GenBank genome assembly